GCUGCGGCACGCCGUGUAGUGGGCCAGCGACGGCGUGGAUGGCGGACUCGCAGCUGUUCUGCGUGGCCGAGGAGCGCAGCGGCCACUGCGCUGUGGUGGACGGAAACUUCCUCUACGUGUGGGGGGGCUACGUGUCAAUUGAAGACAAUGAAGUAUAUUUGCCUAAUGAUGAAAUUUGGACCUAUGAUAUUGAUAGUGGGUUAUGGAGAAUGCAUCUAAUGGAAGGAGAACUCCCUACCUCCAUGUCAGGAAGCUGUGGUGCUUGCAUUAAUGGGAAGCUGUACGUUUUUGGAGGAUAUGAUGACAAAGGAUACAGCAAUCGACUUUAUUUUGUCAAUUUGCGAACAAGAGAUGGCACCUAUGUUUGGAAAAAAAUCACCAACUUUGAAGGACAGCCACCCACACCUCGUGAUAAACUUUCCUGUUGGGUGUAUAAAGACAGAUUAAUAUAUUUUGGUGGUUAUGGGUGCAGGAGACACAAUGAACUUCAAGACUGUUUUGAUGUUCAUGAUGCAUCUUGGGAAGAACAAAUAUUCUGGGGAUGGCAUAAUGAUGUCCAUGUAUUUGAUACAAAAACACUGACUUGGUUUCAACCAGAAAUUAAAGGUGGAGUUCCACCACAGGCACGAGCCGCGCAUACGUGUGCAGUUCUUGGAAAUAAGGGUUAUGUCUUUGGCGGACGUGUUUUGCAAACUAGGAUGAAUGACUUGCACUAUCUAAACUUAGACACCUGGACUUGGUCUGGAAGGAUUUCUAUUAAUGGAGAAAGUCCAAAACAUCGGUCAUGGCAUACUUUAACACCAAUAGCUGAUGAUAAACUUUUCCUAUUUGGAGGACUAAGUGCAGAUAAUAUUCCAUUAAGUGAUGGUUGGAUUCAUAAUACAAUAACAAAUUGUUGGAAACAACUUAUACAUUUACCUAACACAAGACCCAGGUUAUGGCACACAGCCUGUUUGGGAAAAGAAAACGAAAUAAUGGUGUUUGGUGGGAGCAAAGAUGAUUUACUUUCCUUGGAUACAGGUCACUGUAAUGAUUUAUUGAUCUUUCAAACACAGCCUUAUUCACUACUCAGGUCAUGCCUAGACUGCAUUGGUAAAAAUGCUAUUAUUUUAAAAAGCCAAAUAUCUCUAUUACCUCCUAAACUUCUCCAACAAGUACUCAAAAAAAUCACAUUUUGGACUGCUGCCAAUCACCGAGAAGAACAAAGAGCCCAAAAAGAUGAAACAGAAAAUAAGUAUCAGUGGAUCAGUAGCAAUUGAAUUGUUAUAUACUCUAUAUAUAUCUAAUACACUUAAACAUAACAUUUCAAUCAGAGUAUACAUUUACCCCCCCAUAGCAGGCUUUAUUUAAAGGAUAAAAUAUGAAACAAAAUGCUCUGUUAAAGUUAUUAUAUAGCAUGGAAUAUACAGAAAUGAGAUAUAAAUACAGAUUAUAUUUGUAAACCAGUGUCCUUAUAAUCUACAGAACAAGUAUGCUUUCUGAAAGUAAGUACAGUUAUAACAGAUAUUAAAUCAAUGUGUACUCUUUACUGGAAAGAUUAUGCAAAUUUGAGAAGAAAAAUUACCCUAAGGACUUCAGAAAUUCCCUAACAUAACUGUAGAUAUGUGUAUAAACAUUACAUACCAACUUUCAGAAAGAUAAAUUCUCUCAAGUUGCUUUAAAAUUACCUGUCUCCUAUAAUAGUUAUUUAAAAACUUCUCCUUAAAUAACUAAUACAGCUGGUCAAAAAGCAUAAAAUAGGCAGAUACCAGUACUGUAUUAACUCCAGCCCUUCUGGCACUUACUUAGUAAAGUGUUCUUAGGCAACAUUGUAACUUUUCUUCACCCUUUGGGUGGAGAAAUACAUGUCCUCAAUUCUGACUCCAAUUAAGUUAUUUAGUUUGUCCAGUUAUACACACACACACACACACACACACACAUGAGGCCAAGUUUUAAUGUAUAUAAAGUGAAGGUUUAUUUUAUCAUACAGGCUUUGGAAUAUUGGGAUGUGGUAUAUUUAUUAACUUUUGAGACAUGUUGAAAUACAUUUUGCCUUGGAAAAAUAAUUUUUGUAAGCAAUGAAAUGGGGUGGUAAUAUAGCAAUUUGACUAUGAAAAGCCCUCAGUUUGACUCAGUCUGCUCCAUAGAGUUGAUGCUUAAAACAUCAGGAUGUUCAAAAUCCUUUGAAUUCUUUUAAAAUAAAAGUAUUUACCAUCUACCGAGAAAUGGAACCCUGUAUCUUUGAAUCAAAUAGUACUUUUGCCAUAAUUGAGAUAUUUUUCUUCAUAUUAUCACAGUCAUGCCCUUCCAUUAUUAGGUAUAAUUAACUACUACAAAGCUUUGUAUAUAAAACUGUUCUCCACACUAUCACCUUACAAGUUGUUUUUGAAGUUUAAAAUGUCAGAAAAAUAUAUUUCUACAUUGAAAUAUGUAAUUUAUAGUGAAAAUUAUAGUUUGUAGUGUCAUUAAAUUUAGAUAUAUAUUUUAUAUAUGUAUUGUAUUUUGGAUGUAUAAAGCUUCUAUUUAUGUAUUGUAAUAUUUGUGUUUACAUUUUUAUUUAUUGUACAAAGAAUAUGGAGUUACUGUUUCAUAAUUUUGUCAAUGUGAACCAGUUAUUAGAGUUGAUUGUGCAAAAAAAAGUGUAAGUUUUGAUUUUUUCUUACUGUUUUUAAUCUGCAUAUCAGAUUUAGAAAAUGAAUCUCACAAGUUACACACAUCUUAAGAGAAAUGAUCUUGUUACUGUGACCUUCAGUCAGCAUUUUAUAGUUAAGGCAAAAAUAUACCAAAAUCUGCUGGGCACGGGGGCCACCUAUAAUCCCAGCAGCUCAGGAGGCUGAGGCAGGAGGAUGGAGAGUUCAGAGUCAGCUUCAGCAAAAGAGAAAUGCUAAGCAACUCAGUGAGACCCUGUCUCUAAAUAAAAUACAAAACAGGGCUGGGAAUGUAGCUCAGUGAUUGAGUGCCCCUAAUCUUAAUCCCUGGUACCUCACCCAACCCCCUAAUUUUAAUCCCUGGUACCCCACCCGACCCCCAUCCCCACAAAAAAAUACACACACACACACACACCCCAAAACCUAAUUGGUUAGUGAUGGAUGACAUUGAAUGGAACAAACACCUUUUAAAAUGAUUUCUGGAUUAUAUGGAUGCUUUCUCCAGCCCAUUAAAAGAGCACUUCUGUUUUUAUUUUUUAUUUUUUUUAGCACUUCUGUUUUUAAAUGUUUUUUUCAAAACAUUAAAAGUUGGAUUAGCCCCCUCAAAAUGCAUAUUUUUGUUUCGACUUUGGGAAUGAAACCUAUAUAUAACCUAUCCCCACCCCUAGUACUACUUUUAUUUGAUUUGAUAUUCUGUGCUGCUUCAAAAAGUUAUGUAUCUUAAGGUAGUCUAGGGUAGGAAUGACUGAAAUUCUGAUCUUUACCUUCAUAUUCUGAAUUUUGGCUUAAACCAGGGCUUCCCUGCUAUUAGAAAGUUUUAAUUUCCAUAGACUAAAUGGUAUUUCAUUCGUCACUUCUUACCAGCUGAUGUUUUACUAUCAACUUUUGUGCCACUGAUUUCCACAGUAUAUAGAAGCCAGGGUAUAUAGAAGAUAACAACAGCCUCACGACUUUACUUCUUAAUACCUUAUUACUGUCUCUCUGGAAGAUUAUUCUAGCAGGUUUAAUGGUUUUUCUCAGAUGGAUCACAAAAUGGGUUCUCAAGGAAAAAGAAUCCUAGGAUGUUCUUCACUUGUUAGGAAGGAUUCUUUUAAGGUGUUAUAAUUUUAAUGAUACAAUAGGUAGCACAUCAAAUGGUAUACAUUUUUACAAAUAGUAUUUGCACAAACAAUAUUUGCACAAACACCUUUAAAAAUUAUUAGCCUCUCACAUCUAGAAGCUGAAAAAUAUUCUUUAGGACUUUGUACUGUCAGUUUGUAGUGACAUUUUCAUUAAUACCUUAUUUAAGUUUGUGUAUUAGUGUCUGAGAGAUAAGUAAUCUAAAAUUACUAAGAAUUUUCAGGGUAGUUCAUGCUGUCAACAAAGUUUAGACUUUUGGAACAUUGACGGGAGUAACCAAUUUUAAGAAACAUAAUUCCUCUUUAAGCACUUUUUUUGGUGCCUAUAUUUCAAUUAUAUAGUAGUCCCAUCAUCUGAAGUUUUGUUUUCUGCUGUUUCAGUUACCUGUGGUCAACUAUAGUCUAAAAAUAUUAUUAGAGUUCAUUGAAUAAUUAAGAUAUUUUGAAGGAAGUGAGGGCUAGGGAUGUGGCUCAGUGGUAGAGUGUUUACCUAAUAUGCAUAAGGCCCUGGAUUGGAUCCCCAGCCUUAGGGGGGAUAUAUAUAUAUAUAUGUAUUUAUAUGUAUACAUGUACAUAUGUAUAUUUUUGAGAGAUCACAUUCACAUAGCAUUUAUAACAUUUUUAUAAUUAUUCUAUUUUUAUAAUUAUUAUUAUUAAUCUCUUAUUGUGCCUGAUUUAUAGAUUAAACUUUAUCAUAGAUAUGUACAUAUAAGAAAAAAUUAUAUAUAUAUGGUGGUUUGGUAUUGUCUGUGAUUUCAGGCAUCCGCUGGGGAGGGGGUCUUAGAACAUAUCCUCCAUGGCUAAAUGGUGACUACUAUAUUAAUGCAAUUCUAUAUGUGGGCACAAAAAAAAAUUUUUUAAAUCACUCAAAGCCCAUAGUUUACAUUAGGGUUUAAUCUUGGUGUUAUACAUUCCAUGGGUUUGGAUGGGUAUGACAUUUGUCCACUACUGUAGUAUUAUACAAAUAGUUUUAUUACCGCAAAAUAUCUUUUGUGUUCUGCUUACUCUUCCUUCUCUUCACCUUACCCCUGGUAAUCACUGAUCUCUUAACCAUUUCCAUAAUUUUGCUUUUCCAGAAUAUCAUAUAGUAGAAAUCUUAUAGUGUAUAAUCAGUGAAGAUUGGCUUCUUUAGUUAGUAAUAUGUAUUUUAAGUUUUCUCUGUUUCUUCAUGGCUUGACAGCCUGUUCAUUUUUUUUUUUUUUUAAUCCCUGUUCAUUUUUAACACUGAACAGUGUUUCAUUGUCUGGAUGCACACACACAUACACAUACACACCACACACACACACACAGAUUUUUAUGUGGACAUAAACUUUAAAUUCAGUUGGAUAAAUACCAAAGAGCAAGAUUGUUGGAUCAUAUGGUUAAGAGUAUAGGUAGUGUUGUAGAAAACUACCCGACUCUUCCAAAUUAGGUGUUGGCAGUUUGCAUUCCCACCAGCAAUGAAUUCAAGUUUCUUCUUUAUUCCAUAUCCUUGUCAGUAUUUGAUGUUACCAGUGUUUUGGAUUUUGGCAAUUCUAAUAUGUGUGUGAUAGUAUAUUAUUGUUGAUUAAAUUUACAAUGCACUAAUGAUA
This is a messenger RNA of Marmota monax (woodchuck), 5316 nucleotides long. RefSeq names its product kelch domain containing 1 (gene Klhdc1). The transcript is spliced from 13 exons. Gene Ontology annotation, molecular function: protein binding. NCBI's taxonomy places the organism in Eukaryota, Metazoa, Chordata, Mammalia, Rodentia, Sciuridae. The record is from RefSeq and is a predicted model, not a curated record. The coding region runs from base 39 to 1259 and encodes 406 amino acids.